Halichondria panicea is the source of this 4825-nucleotide messenger RNA. RefSeq lists its product as uncharacterized. Lineage: Eukaryota; Metazoa; Porifera; Demospongiae; Suberitida; Halichondriidae. The coding region runs from base 80 to 4687 and encodes 1535 amino acids. The transcript is spliced from 30 exons. Gene Ontology annotation, molecular function: transmembrane receptor protein tyrosine kinase activity; ATP binding. Gene Ontology annotation, cellular component: plasma membrane; signaling receptor complex. Gene Ontology annotation, biological process: cell surface receptor protein tyrosine kinase signaling pathway; multicellular organism development; protein phosphorylation. The record is from RefSeq and is a predicted model, not a curated record.
GGUUGACGGUCUGGCCAAGAAAAAUACCCGCCAUACUAUAGAGUCUACUGCUCAUUAGAUCUAAUUACUAUUACAAGUCAUGUACAAGCAAGAAAUGAGGUCUGUAUUGUACCUGCUAGAUCUAGCCAUUUCUCUGACUCUACUUGUUGCAAGAAUCAGAGGAAAUCCAGCUGAAUGUUUCAAUAAUGCAGAAUUUGGUUGUUGUGGGACAGCUGUUGUCCGAGGUUCAGGUCCUGAGUGCUGUGAUGAUGGAUUCUUGUCCUUUAGUACACUAGGAGCCGAUGUCUGCCAACUGUGCUCUGGCAAUGUGAUUUGCUCGGCUGCUCCUAACUGUACUGAUCCGUUUGAUCCCAGCCAAGCUCAUCAGAGCAGUGUUGAGUGUUGUGCUACUGGCGGUGGAGUGGCUUACACUGACUCUACAGGAAUAUGUUUAGUUUGUCCCACUGCCAUCACCGGUUGCUAUAGCGAGGCUAGUGAGAAUGCGUGCAGAGGAGACACCAUUCCCCUAACUGCGACUGGGUCAGCUGCUGCUCAAGUCAGGGAAUGCUGUCUCAACACGCCUGGACUCUCCUACAACCUACUGGAAGAAUGUAUCGACUGUGUCGCGUAUGGAUUUCUAGAAGAGAGGCUAGAAGAUGUUGAAAGAGGGCAAGGCUAUUCCAUUGGUAUUGGGUACAUUAAACGACCAGUGAGUGUUGGCAACCUUAUCAGAGGAGACAUCUUUGUAGCUGAUGGUGGAACAGCAGGUAUCAACAGAGAUUUUCAGAUCAGCUCCAACAGAUACACAGUUCGCCCAGGCGUGAAUGAAGAAAUAAUCAUUACGUAUCGUGUGGACUUUAUUGCUCAAGAACCUGUGGAGACAGCCCAACUUAAGCUAGCUAUCUCUACAACGCCACCGAGAGGAAUGCUGACCCGUGACACAUUCAACGUGGUUGUCAUCGACAAUGAUGUGGUAAUAUUCCAGCUGGCAGAGAAUGAUUUUCGAUCCAGUGAAAGUGAGCUUAAAAUCAACGCUCCAGUGAUCAAGAAUCUCCGUAUUGCCAGUCCAGUAGUGCUCCUCCUAACACCGUACACUGUUGACCAGGCUUUAGCAGCUGAUGUACCUCCUCUUCCCCAAGUACCACCUGAUAACAACCCACAAUUUUCCAAUCGUGCUAAAAAUGACGAUAACGGUCGUGGAGACUUUUCAACUGACGUGAUUACUGUAAGAUUUGAGGCUGAUGAAAUUGGGAGUCCAAUAAACGAUGUUUUUGUACAAGUUCCAAUAUUUAACGAUGGCAUAGAAGAAGCCAUAGAAGAGGUGUUUGUGAUCGACCUGACGCUAAACUCGUCCAUUAAUAGUCAGAUCAGUAUCAUACGUCGAAGCUCUCUCUGCAGAAUUAACGAUGAUGAUGGUAUGGAAGCUGACUGUUUCAGUAAUGCAGACUUUGGUUGUAGUGGGACACCAGCUGCCUCAGGUUUUGGUUCUGAAUGCUGUAAUGAAGGAUACUUGUCCUUUAGUACACAAGGAGCCAAUGUCUGCCAACUGUGUUCUGUCACUGUUAGUCAACCGGUGAGGUUGCCCCAGGACUUUCGACUGACGACCAGGAACCUCCUCGCCCCCACGAAUGGCUUUGAGUACUUGUGUGUUGUGAAUGUUGAUCUGACAGCUCAAGUUAAUCUGACAGCUCAGUAUGAGAACGAAAACUCCAUCCUGUGUACAGUGGGAAGUGGGCAACUCACACUUUCUGCUGGGGUCGGCAGUUCUUCCGUGGUUGUCAUUGUGAUCUUGUUGAUGAGUACACUCAUCAGCACCAUGCAACUAACUGCAGUGACGUUGUAUGAUUGUCGUAAUUUGGCCAGUGGAUGUUCAGAAUGUAUUGCGGCAGAGUUUGCAUGUGUGUGGUGUGGGAGUAGUUGUGAGGUGAUGCAGGAGUGCUCCACUGAUCAUUUCGUUAUUGAGGGGAACAAUUGUCCUGUCCCUGUCAUCAACUCGUUCACUCCAAUGUCCGGACCAGUUGAGGGUGGUACAGCAAUCACUGUAAACGGCACUGACCUCGGAGUGACCUUUGCCGACAUUCAGAGCGCCAAUCUUACAUUAGGAGGUGUGGCCUGCUCUCCCAUCAACACUGGCUACAUGCCAGGCCGCCAAUUUGUCUGUUUGACCACCAACUUAGGGACUGGAGGGUCCAAAAACUUCUUUCUGACCAUUGGCUCUAGAGAGGCCACUGUACAUGUUGGCUCCUUCACUGCUGUGUCUCCUGCUGUCAAUAGUGUGACUCCAACCUUUGGACCCAGGGCGGGGGGGACAACAGUGGCUGUGAGUGGGACUGGACUGGACGUGGGUAACCAAGAGGAGACUAGAGUCUCUCUAGAAGUCAGCGGGUCAAGCUAUGUCUGCAAUGUGUUAUCUAUCCAGUCUCACGAGAUUCGUUGCACUACCACAGCAGCAAACCUCUCCUCCGAUGCAAUGGUAGUGGUAUCCAUUGAUUCUGCCAGAGUCAAUAAUUCAGGAGUGGUCUUCAGUUAUCGUAACAACCCCAAUGUGAUUAAUGUGUCUCCUAGCAACACGAUUUCCAGUGGAGGCAUCACGUUAACUUUUACUGGAUUGAACUUGGACGUGGUACAACAGUCUGUGUUGGAGGUCUACCAGCCAAUGGGGGCUCCUCUGAGGAGCAACUGCAGUAUGGGAGAGAGUACCACCUGCAGUGUUGUGAACAUUACCACCAUCACAUGCUCCACUCCUGACCUGUCGGCAACCUCGCUGACCGCAUUGGACUACGCACUAUUGUUCGACGAUGUCCCACCCAUCACACAAGCACAGUAUCCCAUCAGCAUUCAAUCAGAUCCCUCUAACUUCAGACUGGAGACAUCUCAGGUCCCUAGUGGCACAGAGACCAUCAUACGUAUUGUGGGUGAUAAUCUCGACUCAGUAGAUACCAGUGAGAUACGAGUGACCGUGGGAGGGGAGGAGUGUGUCCAGACUACCAGUGAGAGAGUUAGUGACAUAUUCUGUACUGCCCCCUUGGAGCCACCAGGAGGGGAAAACCCUGCCAUCUUAAAUGUGACCGUUGGGAACAAUAUCGCUCAAACAUUGGUUGAGGGACUGGCUUACACAGUUCCUGUGGUGACAGUCCCUGCAGUGGCGGUUUCUGUGACUACUGGAGUUCCUCUGGAGAUCAUCAUCCCAUUUAGUGUCAUCAUCGUUAUCUUUGUACUGGUCGUAUGUGUACUGAUGAUAGUUUUCAUCUGCUUCUAUCUAAACUCUCGAAGGAAGUCCGUGUCAAUUGCUAGGCACCAACAAAACAUGGAGCUCGUGGGUACUGGGAUAACUGAAGAGGUAUUUGAUGGCAAUACUGCACUCAUUAAAUCAGAACUCGAUGAAAUUGCUAAGUCCAUCCCAGACUCAUUCAAAAUACCAGCCUCAAUAUUGAAACUCUCCAGUACUGCAAUUGGGCAAGGUGAAUUUGGCAUCGUGUACAAGGGCGUCCUGACAGACUGGAACAGUGUACCUAUGCAGGGGGUGGCCGUGAAGACAUUAAAAGGUCUGUUCUCAGUGUCGGAUGUUCAGAGCAUGGUGUGUGAGGUGAACAAGAUGCAGGACUUCCACCAUCCUCAUGUCAUGUCCCUGAUUGGGGUGUGUCUCGAUGCUGGCCCCGGCAUUGCCAUAGUGAUGCCAUAUAUGGCCAACGGGAGCCUCUUUGACUAUCUCAAGAGAGAGAGGGGCAGUCUGGAGCUGGACGAUGACUGUGAGAUUGAUCAGAUUCUGACAGUGAGGAAACUGCUACUAAAGAUGUGCCAUCAAAUAACACUGGGAAUGGCCUACUUGGCCGAGCAGAAGUUUGUCCAUCGAGACCUUGCAGCCAGAAACUGCAUGUUGGACUCGGAAGGGGGUAUCAGGGUGGGGGACUUUGGUCUGGCUGAGGACGUCUAUGCUAGCGGUUACUUCAGACAGAACGACCGAGCCAAUGCAAAGGUCCCCUACAAAUGGAUGGCCUUGGAAAGUCUCAAUGAUGCCAUCUUCACAGAGAAAACUGAUGUGUGGUCGUACGGUGUGACUGUGUGGGAAGUCUUCAAUGGAGGACGGACCCCCUACCCUGCCGUGGACCCGCUGUCCCUCAUCCAGGUGCUGGAGGAGGGGCGGAGACUCGAGAGACCUCUAAAUGCAGCCUGUGCCACCGAGAUUUCUGUGGUGAUGCGUAAGUGUUGGAGGGAGGACCCAGAGGAGAGGCCAACCUUCUCACAACUGUCCUCCAUUGUGGAGAGGCUACUGACAGCCAUUUCUGGCUAUACUGAGCUCGGUAUGGUGCUGGUGGACACCAGUCAAGAGGAGGAGGAGCUCAAAUAUGACUACAUACCCCCUCCCAUUGAAGUCCAUCACUAUGGCAACUUUCCGUCAGCUGACCCUAUAACAACUGGGAACAGUGCUUACGGCCUUGGGGACAAUCAAGAGAUGGAGGAGCUCAACAAUGUGCUUACGUUGAUGCUCACUGAAUCCCCUCAUCACUAUGGCGAUAUUUCGUUAGUGGACCCUCUAACAACUGAGAACAGUGCUUACGGCCUCAGGGACAGUCAAGAACUCAACAAUGUGCUCACGCUGAGGCCCCCUCAUCACUAUGGCGAUGUUCCGUCAGUAGACCCUCUAACAACUGAGAACAGUGCAUAUGGCCUCGGGGAAGAAAUUACUACUGUAACAACAGACAAUUAAUGCUUUAAUUUAUACUAUGUGGUAAAAGUCGGAUGGUUACAUGUCCUGUACUUAUAGUUCACCCGUCUAUAUUGCAAUUCACAAUAAACUUUUUGUAGGAGCUUUUCCAAGUCGUUAUAGAUAUACUGUGAUAGUCAG